Haliotis rubra (blacklip abalone) is the source of this 1247-nucleotide messenger RNA. Its product is annotated as DNA polymerase epsilon subunit 3-like. The transcript has 5 exons. Gene Ontology annotation, molecular function: protein heterodimerization activity; chromatin DNA binding. NCBI's taxonomy places the organism in Eukaryota, Metazoa, Mollusca, Gastropoda, Lepetellida, Haliotidae. The record is from RefSeq and is a predicted model, not a curated record. Bases 327 to 845 code for a protein of 172 amino acids. Gene Ontology annotation, cellular component: CHRAC; epsilon DNA polymerase complex. Gene Ontology annotation, biological process: heterochromatin formation; DNA damage response; leading strand elongation.
CAAAAUACAUGAUACAGAACAUAUUCAAAUAUACCCCCCUCCUAAAACGAUAGUUAUUUUUUAUGUACCUUGAAAAAUAGUCCGAAACAUUAUAAAUUUGGUUGAAACUCAACACCAGCGCUUUUAGUGUAAAGGACCAGCAAGAGCCGGUUUCCUUUGCGCUGUACUGAGCUCAUAGCUGUGACGCGCCAAAUUUGUUUAGCUUCCGGUGUCUGGUCCAUGCUGAAUAUUGUCAACAAACUGCUGAUGGAAAUGAGCAUAUUUACUUGAUCUUCAGGUCGUAUGUUAAGCGGGUUUCUGUGAAGUGAUCAAGUACCAGGACAAAGAUGGCUGAACGUCCAGAGGACCUCAACCUCCCAAAUGCGGUCGUAACCAGAAUCAUCAAAGAUGCAAUCCCUGAUGGUGUGAAUGUUGGCAAGGAGGCGAGGCUUGCCAUCUCCAAGGCUGCUAGUGUGUUUGUGCUCUACGCCACGUCAUGCUCCAAUAACUUCUCAAUGAAGGCGAAGAGGAAGACGAUCUCGGCGCAGGACGUGGUCGACGCCAUGGAGGAGAUGGAGUUUGAGCAGUUUGUCAACCCCCUACAGCAGUGUCUUGAUGCAUUCCGGAAUGAACAGAAAGGAAAGAAAGAAGCUUCAGAAAGAAGGAAGAAGGAGCGAGAACAGAAUGCAUCCUUGGAGGAAGACAAGAAUGGAGACACUACUAUGGAGGAAGAUGGUGCCGAGGUCAUCACCAUCAACGGCGAUGAGGAAGAGGAAGAGGAGGAGGGAGAGGAAGGGGGAGAAGAGGAGGAGGAACCAGAGGAAGGGGACGAUGAUGAUGUGCAGGAAAUAGUUGAUGAUGCAUGAAAGUAGGUCAAGGCUAGGUCAUCUCAUCAACAAGGUCAAGGCUAUGUCACCUGAAAUUUUGCUGUAUGUAAUAAAACAAGUGUUUUGUGACUGAUAAUAUGAAAAGAUAUUUCGAAGGUAUUAUAUUAAAUUAUAAUGUUGCAGUAAAUAGCAGAAAUAGAUUACACUUACAUUCAAACAUCUUGUGUUGAACUUUUUGUCCAACUUAACAUUGUCUCUAAGUUGUGGUCUCAAAGUUGAAGUAUGUACGUAAGUACCUUCACCUGCGACACAAUAGUGUUUGAUUAUUUUGGUAAAUGGACGUUACCCUGGGAUGAGGUGAUGAAGCAGAUGUCUGGACAUUGCUUUGACUGACAAUUUGUAUAUAUUCAUCUGUAAAUAAACAUAAUAGUCUUGUCACAA